Bombyx mandarina (wild silkworm) is the source of this 1692-nucleotide messenger RNA. RefSeq names its product cytochrome P450 4C1-like. Gene Ontology annotation, molecular function: iron ion binding; heme binding; monooxygenase activity. The record is from RefSeq and is a predicted model, not a curated record. Lineage: Eukaryota; Metazoa; Arthropoda; Insecta; Lepidoptera; Bombycidae.
AUGUUCGAGUUCCUUCUGAUAUUAGUUGGGCUCAGCUGGAUUUUAGUAUUCCGGUACAGACGGCGGAACAUGUAUAGAAUGGCAGUGGCUAUCCCGGCUCCUGACGAGACAAUCCCGUUAAUUGGCGUGGCCCACAAAUUGAUGGGUAGCACAGAGGAAAUAAUGUCGUCACUUCAAAGAUACAGCUACGAUGCCAUCAAACACAAUGGCAUAGUAACUAUGUGGUUGUUUCACCUUCUUUACUUUGGGCGAAACAUACCGGUAUUUGGGCAUGUACAAAAUAUAGGUAUUGACGUUGCGGUCUUCAAACAGGCUGCAUGCGACGUGUUUUAUGAACGUCUGACAAAAGUAAUUCAGAGUAAAAGAGAAGAGUUUCACAUGGAGAAGAUUUCUAAAGAUCUAGAAGUGGAUACUCAUUAUGAUUUAGGGUCACACAAAAGUAAGACAUUCCUGGAUCUUCUGAUUACGUUUUCUGGAGACGAAAAAGGUUAUACUAAUGUCGAACUACGAGAAGAAAUGCUAACAUUGACAGUGGCGGGCACAGACACAUCAGCAGUCGGUAUUGGAUUCACACUGGAGCUUUUAGCUAAAUACCCUAAAAUACAGGAAAACAUUUUCCAAGAAUUGUACGGAAUUUUCGGCGGUUCGGAACGUGCCUUAGUUAAAGAAGAUUUAGAAAAGAUGAAAUAUUUGGAAAGAGUCGUGAAGGAAUCUCUCAGAUUAUUUCCUCCAGUUCCGUUUAUCAUAAGAAAAGUUUUAGAGGAUACGAGACUGCCAUCUGGUAACGUUUUGCCUGCCGGUUCAGGUAUAUUCGUUUCUAUCUGGGGAAUUCAUAGAGACCCAAAGUACUGGGGUCCAGAGGCGGAACACUUCGAUCCAGACAGGUUUCUACCGCAGCGUUUUAAUGUCGAGCACCCGUGCUGCUACAUGCCGUUCAGUAGCGGCCCCAGGAAUUGUUUGGGUUAUCAAUAUGCAAUGAUUUCGAUGAAGGCUUCUUUAUCUGCGAUAUUACGUAGAUACAAGGUAGUGGGUGAACCGGAGAAAGGUCCUGUUCCUCGAAUCAGGGUAAAAGUGGACAUCAUGAUGAAGUCAGUGGACGGAUGCCAGGUGGCUUUGGAGAGAAGGCCGACCAAAUUAUAAUAUAUUAAAGAGAAAAUUUGUUGCUGAUAUUUCCAAUAGAACAUACUUCAUGUCUGAAAUAUAUUACAUUCAUUAAAUCGGUUUGUGCGCCACUUAUUCGUCCUUAUAGUCAUUAUGUCAGACAUAUUCAAACACUCUCAGAAUUUUGAGUUUGACGUUCAACCUAGCCCAUACACAUAAACACUGCGUUUCUCGCCGGAUCUUCUCCUGUGGGUCGCGAUUUCAAUCCGGUGGUAGCGAAGCAAUGCUCUUGCUAGGGCUAAUAUUAAGUUCUCCUGGGUUGAGCUCCGUGAGCUCAGCUACCAACCCCUUAGGCUACCACCAAUCAAGUAGGAAAGAACUCUUAGAAAAUAAGCCUUUGUGAUUCAUAAAAAAGGCGCUCAUUAUAAGCCGAGUAUAUCACGUUGGAAUGCUGAUAUCACGAAGCAUUUGAAUUAUACAAGAACGAUAUAUGGAAGCAUCCAAUCUUAUAUAACUAAUCCUCCCACAUCGUGGCCUAAAGGAUAAGACGUCCGGUGCCCUCGUGUUGAGCGAUCCACCGGUGUUCGAAUC